AUGUGGAGAAAUCACUGCAUUUCUCUUGUGGCUGCACCAGCUUCUGUGCUGGUUAUGAACAACGACAAAUCGAAAAUCAAAAAAUAUCAGUCAAAUAAGGUAGAGCUGGUAAAAGCUAUCAACAGAAAGGUCUCCACGUAUAUGAUGAAACAUGGCAUACCAGGGUUGAGCUUAGGUAUUUCUAUUGACGGUCACACGUUCCAUUGCAAAGGUUUCGGGUACUCUAAUGUGGAAACUCUAACUAAAUGCACUUCAAAUACGGUCAUGAGGAUCGCUAGCUUGAGCAAACCCAUAACCUCGGCAAUUGCCUCCAGACUAGUUCAAGAAGGGCUUCUGGAUUUAGACAAGCAUAUUCAGGUAGAUAUCGGUUCAUUGUGUUGA
Molecule: messenger RNA, 381 nt
Organism: Auanema sp. JU1783
Lineage: Eukaryota; Metazoa; Nematoda; Chromadorea; Rhabditida; Rhabditidae
Source: the annotation of a GenBank genome assembly